Molecule: messenger RNA, 707 nt
Organism: Chenopodium quinoa (quinoa)
Lineage: Eukaryota; Viridiplantae; Streptophyta; Magnoliopsida; Caryophyllales; Amaranthaceae
Product: cytochrome c oxidase subunit 6b-2
Exons: 4
Coding region: 132-365 (77 amino acids)
Cellular component (GO): respiratory chain complex IV; mitochondrion
Source: RefSeq, a predicted model, not a curated record
ACCAACAAAUGUUUUGUUUUCUAAAAGUACCAUUAACUUCAUUUUUCUGCAAUUAAGAACAAUAAUCUACAUAUUUUCUCUUUCCUCCUUUCAUCGUUUUGCUUCUCACUUUCGUUUGAUCUGAUCGGAAAAUGGACGAGAUCGAACUGAAGACUGCUCCAGCUGAUUUUCGAUUUCCAACUACAAAUCAAACUCGACACUGUUUCACCAGAUAUAUUGAAUUCCACAGGUGCACAGCAGCUAAGGGUGAAGAGUCCGAUGCUUGUGAAAAGUUUGCCAGAUUCUAUCGUGCACUUUGUCCUGGUGAAUGGGUUGAUCGCUGGAACGAGCAGAGGGAGAAUGGGACUUUUCCCGGGCCUCUGUAGUCACUAAAUGCUUGAUAAAGAUCAAUCUUUUGGCACUUGGAAACUUUAAAUUGCUCUCGAUUUCCCUCAACUAAUCACUUUUUUUUUCCUUAACUUGGCUGGAUUGAUAUAAAUUUCCAUUGAAAUUCUGGAAUUUUAUCCUCAUUGCUGUCCAUGUGUGACUUUCAUUGUUAGUUUCAGAUAAUGGUUAUCUUUGAUUGCGUUGCUUGUGUAUUGAUUUUAUGUUUUCGACCAUGCUAUUGUCAACCUGAGCUCAUAAGUUGAUCCAAAUUUGGCUCAGAACUUCUAAGAAAGUUAUCCUUUGUGAAGUUUUGAACUUGAUCCAAAUUAAACUUGAUUUCA